Messenger RNA from Scylla paramamosain (green mud crab), 2720 nucleotides. RefSeq names its product monocarboxylate transporter 13-like. Gene Ontology annotation, biological process: transmembrane transport. Lineage: Eukaryota; Metazoa; Arthropoda; Malacostraca; Decapoda; Portunidae. The transcript is spliced from 5 exons. Gene Ontology annotation, cellular component: membrane. The coding region runs from base 120 to 1598 and encodes 492 amino acids. Gene Ontology annotation, molecular function: monocarboxylic acid transmembrane transporter activity. The record is from RefSeq and is a predicted model, not a curated record.
CUACGCAUGUGUACACGAAAGGAUAUUUGUAAUGUACUAAAGGUUCACAGUAAAAAUCGAGAGAAGUGUGUCUCGUUAAAGUGAUUUCUUUGUAGAUAUUCUAACAGAACAUUUCAAAUAUGAAACUGGAGGGUGUACCAGUGUUAUGCAAUGGCCAUAUUAAUCCUGGAUUAGCUACGGGAGACACCGAUAUUUCUUUUGACUUUAGUAAAAAAGUGAUUGAGGACUUCCAAAAAGACAAAGCUGAGAAUUUGGUGGCAGCAAAGCAAACAGUGGGCGUCGAGUACACAGCCCCAGAUGGAGGUUGGGGUUGGGUGAUCGCCAUCGCUGCUUUUGCCACGUGGUUUCUGGUAGGACUCACCGCUUACAACUUCGGCAUGCUGUAUUCCGAAUUCCUGUUGGAAAUGGGCACAUCUACCACCUUCAUUUCCUGGAUCUAUUGCCUUGGACUCGUGAUUUCCAGCAUCAUAAGCGCCUUUGUGGACCCCCUGGUGGUGGCAUUCGGUUGGCGCAAGGUUGCGGUAGUGAUGGGUGCCAUAUACAGUUUUGCUCUCAUCGUGUCAGCUUUUGCAACUUCAUCUAUCUUCCUCCUCUUCUCUUCAUUGGUAGCAGGGUCAAUGGUGGACACCUUAUACAACAUUGUCAGCUCCAUCAUCCCCCACUACUUCAUUCGAUGGAGGGAUCUAGUAAAUACCAUCAUGGUUCUCGGAACUUCUGUGAACUUGCUGGUGGUGCCCUAUUUACUAGUGUACCUUCAUGCAGAAUAUGGCUUCAGAGGUGCAAUUUUUAUUAUUGGCGGUCUCUCCCUUAACAUGGUCCCAGCAGGUAUGGUGUUAUAUCCUGUGGAAUGGCCUAGCAAGAACACUAUUCCUGUCACAACAACCAGGGAAUCUCUGGACACAGCAUCAAUGAACAACUCCAUAAAGGCCAUGUUAAAGUCAAUGGAAAAUAUAAUUUUGCUUUUCAAGUCUGUUAAGGUGAUCAUUAUCGCUCUUUCUUAUGGCAUAUUUUUCUCAGCAACAGCGUUCACAUCAAGUUAUGUUCCUUUUGUGAUGCAGGCAACAGGAUACACUUUAAAUGAAUCAGCCCACUGCUUAACAAUGGUCGGUGUUUUUCAUUUAGUCACAAGAUUCAUCCACCCGUUUAUUUCCGUCAUUUGCCAUGGAGAUAAUUUCCAUGUUUUGACUGCAAGUUAUGCCGCCAUCCCUAUCUCAAUUGUAGUGUUCAGUUGCGUCAACAUCUUUCAUGUGAAGGCAGCGGCGAUGGCAGUUUUAGGAAGCGGGAUGAGCUUCGCUUCAGCCGCCUUUAUUCCAGUGAUAGUAGACAUUUUUGGUUUACCAUUGGUUCUGCCAGUGUUAUGUGUGACGGGCAUCUUCGAGGCUAUCGGUUUCCUUACUAUAGGACCCAUAACAGGUGCGGUGCGGGACCUGAGUGGAAGCUACACAUUCAGUCUGUAUGUGUCGUCUGCCUGCAUCUUCUCCUUCAGUUUCCUUCCCUGCAUGUGUCUGUGGGCUGUCAAUGCCUACAACCAGCGGCAACAACACAAGUUAUUGCAAGAGAAAGCGUCCGGAAAGAGUAAAGAAGAAAUAUAUCAUUAAAUGUGAUGGCUAACUCAGCAUUUAUUAAUUUAGUUAAGAUAUUUCCUUUAUAUCUCAUGAUUGUCCUUUUCUCUUUUGUAAAUAUGUGUAUGACUACCGAAGCUAGUUUUUGCUAGAUCGCGAUUUCGGAUUUUUUAACAAUUCUUCAGUAGCGUGUUGUAGCCGAGAUGGGAAUGUCUGGAGUCCCAUGACUUGGUUGAUUCGUGGGGCCUAAAGCGUCGCUCGUGCCGCUUCUUCCUGCGCUUUGGCGGUGGUGCUGUGGGGAGAGGCUCAGGCUCGCUGACACUGGUGUGGGAGCGGGCUGUCAUCUCUUGGAAGAGAUCAUCCACCCACUGAUAGCGAUCAUGCUCUGGUGGUGCUUUCUGGGGCUAGUCUUGGGUGUCUGUUGUGGCGUCUCUAUCGCUGAUGGCGGUGGUCUGGACGGCAGCGCAGGUACGGCUCGGCAUGGGGACUGGUUCAUUUUGCGUUGGGGCGUCACAGGUGUGCGCUUUGGUGCAAUGGCUUCGGCAGCCGCGUGGGCAACCUUGGACCUCUUCUUCCUUCUUCUCCUCUUCUUCGAGGACAGGUCCGUGGCAGGGGCAGUGGCUGUCUAUGAAGGUGAACUGGCAAGGGCUUGGGGUCUAUAUAAUUUUAUGUGGCUGUCCUCCGCCCAAAGCAGCCAGGAGAAAGUCUCCUCACCCUUUCAGGGCAGAGUUUGUGCCACGCGUGGCGACCCUUGCCGCAAUUUGGUCAUCGAGCAGCUUUCCCCAGCCCUUAGAGCGUGACACAUGAAGCACCACGGGGGCUCAGGGGUCAUCCUCCUGAACUGGAGUCGCUGUGUGGCCCACUAUUUAUUCAGUGGCUCGUGGAGUCACCUCAGUUCGCAAUCAUCGCAGAUUGGAUGACUGCACGCUGCUGUUGGGCUCAUUAUGCGGCGGCUGUGAUUGGAUGUUUCUUUUCAUGCUUGGCAGGGCCUGAAGGUCGUCUGCUUGUACAUUGAGUUCAGUUCUCAGAUCUUCGAUGUACAAGAUUUCUAAUAUUGCAAGGCGCCAUGUCCCUGUAAACAUGUCCACAAUUUCGGUCUCCUCUUCUAGGCAUUGUCUUGUGACCUUGAUGCCGUGUUGCUGAUGUGAAUGUUUCUUU